Messenger RNA from Sinocyclocheilus rhinocerous, 1486 nucleotides. Its product is annotated as probable tRNA methyltransferase 9-like protein. The record is from RefSeq and is a predicted model, not a curated record. Gene Ontology annotation, biological process: tRNA wobble uridine modification; tRNA methylation. Gene Ontology annotation, molecular function: tRNA (5-carboxymethyluridine(34)-5-O)-methyltransferase activity; S-adenosylmethionine-dependent methyltransferase activity; tRNA binding. Bases 293 to 1486 code for a protein of 397 amino acids. Gene Ontology annotation, cellular component: nucleus; cytoplasm. Lineage: Eukaryota; Metazoa; Chordata; Actinopteri; Cypriniformes; Cyprinidae. The transcript has 4 exons.
ACUCCAGACUAGGGGUCGAGCGUAGUGAGCAUGUAUUUAUUAACACAUCCCCAGUGUGCAUCUUGAGCCGGUCUGUUGCACACAGUCAGUGUGGGGUGUCGAUGUUUUAUCGCGGUCUUUUACUUUUGACAUUAAUGUAAUGUCGCGAAUUAAAGAAACAGCCUGCCGUCGGAUUUGAUGUCUCUGCGACUGACAGAGGUAGCUUGAGAGAGGUCUCAUUUCGUGUCUCUCCUCCUCCCUCUCUGUCUGGCUAAGUGGUGAAGAUGCUCUGUGGGGUUUAAUAGAGAGCAGCAUGGACGAGGCUGCCAGCCACCUGGAGAGAGACCAUGUUCACAGCGUGUACGAGAGAAUCGCACCCUACUUCAACGACAGCCGCUACAAAGCUUGGCCCAAGGUCAAACAGUUCCUGCUAGAGCAGGAGCCCGGCAGCAUCGUGGUGGAUGUCGGAUGUGGAAAUGGCAAAUAUCUGCACAUCAAUGAGGAUAUCUUUAAGUUGGGCUGUGACGUGUGUCGGCCGUUGGUGGACUCUGCGUGGAGUCGAGGUCACGAGGUGCAGCUUUGCGAUGGCCUGCGUUUACCCUACAGAGACGGCUGCUUUGAUGCAGUGCUCUCCAUUGCAGUCAUCCACCACAUGUCCACCAAAGAACGGCGUAUUCGAGCAAUAAAAGAGAUGGCGCGCACCCUGCGUGUGGGAGGGCGGAUCAUGAUUUACGUUUGGGCCAUGGAGCAGAAGAGGCGCAAGUUUGAGAAGCAGGACAUCUUCAUUCCCUGGAACCCCAAUCCCCCUUUAUCUCCUGCCCUCAGAGAGCGAGGCAACGGAACCCAAAGCGUCAGCGACGACUCCGCUUCCAGCGACAAGCACAAGAAAGUGAGAAGCACAUCCUCCAUGCUGGACGAAUCAGGAGACUUGAUCAGCCCCGGCCAGCAGAAACAACAGAGGCUUUGGUUCUUCUCCAGAUCUUUGGAUUCAGUGCUGGACUUCACCAGCCUGACCGUGUCCCGCUCCUCUUCCAGCACUUUACAAAGCCCUGUCGAUGAAGCAUCGGAAAGCAGAAGCCGGCGAACUAGCAGUAGAGGUCUCAUCAGGCAGAUGUCCAGCCUCUUUUCAUCCUCUUCCAGAACCAGUCUAGAAGAAGACGUCUUCAUCUCAGAUCCCAACGAACAGGUCCAUAAAAAUGACAACAGAAGUUCUGGGAAUGGAAAUGAGACUGUUCCUGUGGAGCUCGUCCAUGAUUGUUCUGCAGUACCAUUGCCUGACUUGGUGUCCUACCAGAGGGAUCAGUCAACUCUUGAAGGACACGUGGAGGUAGAUGGUAAAUCGAGCCAACAAGAGCCCUUGCAGAGGCAGGAAAGCACAGCGUCUCUUCUGGAAAGCGAUGGGAUGAGUGGACAGAGCAGCGAACAGCUGAAGGACUCUUGUCUGAGAUACUACCACGUAUUCAGGGAAGGAGAACUGACACAGUUUGGGCGCACAGUAGGUGGUUAA